AUGGCAGCUUGGAACAGCACGGACGACGGCUCCGCGCCGAUCAACUUUCGCGCCGCUCUUGCAGCUUUCGAGAACAACCGCUCCUCCUCCACAGAUGCUGCUGCAAGCGACACGUAUCACUCGCCCAAACCACGCGCAGCACAAAGAGCAGGGAUCCGACAAGUACCUGCAACAUCUGCCCGCCCUUGGUCCGACCAGGAUCCCGUACCUCGCUCUUGCUCAGCCCCACGCAUCCGUGACGAUUCGGACGGUCUUACGCUGCCAUCCACCAUUACAGCCUCCUCGCGCGUACCCGCUCCAAUCACUUCUGCGUCAGGCAUGCUCAGUGCUCCCUCGCCCUCCUUGUCCACCCUAAGGAAAACGGGAAGCGGUACGAGCCUGAACAAACUUAUGAACAAGUCGGUUCCUCGAUCUGGUGCAAAUGGUUGUACGGCUAGUGCGCUGAUGCGAUCGAGAAGCAGUUCUGUUGUCGAGAACGAGUGCGACGAUUGUACUCUGGCGCCGAAGCCUGAUUCGGGCAGAUCUAGUCCGUAUCUCAAUGCUCGUGGAACGCUUUAUGGUCUGUUUGGUUCCGAAGACGAGUCACGGCGUACAGAAAGUCCAGCAUCGACCUCGCAACAUAUGCUCGACACGAGUGCGGACGACGAUCUGUUUGCUCAUGCCGUUAUGGAGCGUUCCAGCACGCCUGCUUCGCUCAAGCAAAAGUCAACGACAGCUGAUCGCAUGGCAUCGCUCGUGCCUCCACAGAUACCGUCGCGGAAUGGAAGCGCAUCAUCGACCAACUCUACCCAUUCAUCGACGCCAAGAUUGCCACCGCGACGAGCUGGAGGAUCAGCGAGCCUCGCAUCGAGUCCGACCGUCUCAGAAUUCGGUGAAUUCUUCGCUACUGCAGCCACGCCAACCCCAAAGACAAAACCGAGAUUGACCUACGCUACGUAUACACCAGGAGCCAAACGCGGCUCGGGAAAUGCUGGGUUGGAAGCCAGUCUGACGCCUCCUGCAUUGCCGCCUCGUAGUGCCACGCUGGGACAACAUGCUGAUCGAGCAACGUUCGGAGAGACGCCCUAUCAAACGAGGCAGACGAGUCCGAUGAGACGCGCGCCGCCCAGUGUGCCUGCCAAACCAUCUGCUUCUGCUGCUGCUGUUGCGGCUGCGGGGAGCAAACCGAUGCCCCCUCCACGACCAGCCAAGGCGUGGGAUGGAGCAGCUGGAGGAUUUCGGUUCGGUGCUGCAGGUUCAGAGUCGACCAUGACCGCAUCACCACAGCCAGCCAUCGGUGGACCUCGCCCGCGUGCCGCUACGGCUUCGCAUCAGCGCAGUCUCACUGGGGGUAGCAAUAGCGCUGUCAAAGCCAUGCGAAACAGUACACACCGAAAGAGCGGCAGCAACGUGUUUACGAGCAUAAGCCUGUCCGACGAUGCUAGCGGAGAGCUGAAACGUAGUCUCGAAUCUGAUCUGCAUGUGGAUCAUUCGCACACACUGCCGCCUCCCAGCCGCGGUCGACCUGGUGCUGCCGUCGCCGGUGGGGCGGCGUAUCCAACGCUAGCCGUCUCGACACGCAGCUCUUCUGCAAGUGGAGGUAUGGCGGCGAGUGGAGUAGUAAGCUCUUUGAUCGGUACCGCGGCUUCAGCGCUGCCGUUGUUCAAGUCCGCGGGUGGAGCGACGGGUGGUGCGUCCCGAUCGUUAGCUGAUGGAGCGCCUUCCAAGCAAGCGGUUCAUGCUGGUGGCGCGAUGACGAGUAGAAAGUCGAGCGUCGCGUCGGGAUUGAUGGCGACGGAUGCCGAGGCUGCCGAGGCUGCGCUAUGGGGUCGAGCGGUGCAAUUGGCGGAUGCAAGCAGUGUAGUCGGCAACCAACAGCCGACUGGAGCGCUGUUGAAGGAGCCAAAGGACGAGUAUGCGAGGAAGAGAUACGAGGCCUUGUUCGAGAAGCUCGUGGCUCAACAGAUCGACAGGCACGACAAGAAAGACGCGGAUAAGAAGCGUACAGAGCAAGGUGUAGGGAGCAGCGUUGUGACGGAGCGUACUCCGAGUGCUGGCGUACAAGCUCUACGUGGCUGGUUCGAGUCGGAUGCUUCUGCCACCACCGCUCGGCCACCACAGCCUUCAGCACCAGCAUCUGAUCGUGCGACUAGAUCCGGUACGUCUGCAUCCGCGGUGGUAUGCGCAUCCACGGUGCGCAGAAUCUGGACGCGUUCGCGACUUGCGUCGCACUUCCUAGCACAGCUCUGGGAUCAAGCGGUGCUGUCUCAGUCGGCUGAACUCAAGGGACUGCAGAGCGAAGCCUUUGUCAAGGCUAUGGCGGCAAUCGAUGCUGCGUUGGAGCGCAAAAAGCUUCAGCAUCGUCAACGCAAACAGAGACUCGCCGAUCAUGCAAGCUUCAAUACCGAGCACACAGUGGCAGGUGCUGGCAGAAGGGUUCCGCCGCCUCCACCGCUAGCAGCCGCCGUGGCGCCCUGGACGACAGUGUGA
Molecule: messenger RNA, 2469 nt
Organism: Mycosarcoma maydis (corn smut)
Lineage: Eukaryota; Fungi; Basidiomycota; Ustilaginomycetes; Ustilaginales
Exons: 1
Coding region: 1-2469 (822 amino acids)
Source: RefSeq, a predicted model, not a curated record